AUGAUUUCACCAAAGUACACCAACAGCCAUGCUUUCUACCCAUUGAGUCACUUCAAAGUGGUACCAGCUCAAAUUAAUUUAUACUUAGACUAUAACUGUCCUUUUAGUGCUAAAAUUUUCUUUAAAUUCAAACAAUCUGUCAUCCCCCAAUUGGAAAGCAAGCAUCCUGGAAAAUUUCAAUUUAAUUUCAUGAACGUAAUACAACCAUGGCAUUCGAAUUCAAAUUACUUACAUGAAUUUUCAUUGUCUGUGGCCAAAUUAAUUAGAGAAAGGGAAUUGACAUCAGAGCUUUUCUGGUCAGUUUCCGAAUCACUUUUCAAAAAUAUUAAGAAAUUCUCAGACAAUGCUAAUUCAGAUAAGGGAAGAAAUGAGAUUUACGCAGAUAUUUACAAAGCUGUGACUGAAGAUGUUGAAUUACCUUUCAGUAAGGAAGAAGUAUUGGGAAAUAUUCAGAUCGCUCAAGUAAAAGACGAGUCAGAUUAUGAUAAUGCAGGUAAUGCUGUGACUGUUGAUGUUAAAUAUUUCACCAGAUAUCAAAGGACCGUUGGAGUCCAUGUUACACCUACAGUCAGUGUCAAUGGUAUUGAAAAUGGUGGUAUAAGUAGUGGCAGUGAGCCCGAAGAAUUGGCUAAAAUUUUAGAAUCCGCUUUGUAG
Molecule: messenger RNA, 654 nt
Organism: Yamadazyma jaroonii
Lineage: Eukaryota; Fungi; Ascomycota; Pichiomycetes; Serinales; Debaryomycetaceae
Source: the annotation of a GenBank genome assembly